ACUCCGGUCCGAUUUGAAAACAUUCCCAGUAUGGCAACAAGGAAGGAAGCGGGCGUCGAUGAUAUCCAUUGACUUACGUGCAAUUGGAGCAGAGUCUAUGUUCAAAUACCAACACUGAAAACAAAAGCAACCUUGAAGCUGGAGCUGAGGCUGAAUCGCUAUGUUCGCCAAGCGCCUUAUACAGAAGGCUACGCAGCAUCAUCUUCAUCAUCAUCAACAUCAUCAACAUCAAGAUCAUCAUCAGCCGAAUGAACAACAUAGCAGUGUGGCAUUAACAGACUUAGAUCUGCGAAUUGCUAUUCACUAUGGUAUCCCAUCAACUGCAUCAAUCCUGGCUUUUGACCCCAUUCAGCGCCUCUUAGCCAUUGGGACACUUGAUGGUAGAAUAAAAGUGAUUGGUGGUGAUAAUAUUGAAGGACUUUUCAUAUCCCCAAAGCAAUUACCUUACAAAUACCUAGAGUUUCUACAAAACCAGGGUUUUUUAGUCAGCAUCUCAAAUGAUGAUGAGAUUCAGGUCUGGAAUCUGGAGAGACAAUGUAUUUCUUGUUGUUUACAUUGGGAAUCCAAUAUUACUGCUUUCUCAGUAAUCAGUGGCUCCAACUUCAUGUACAUUGGAGAUGAGUAUGGUUCAAUUUCCGUAUUGAAGUGUGAAGCUGAUGAUGGAAAGCUUCUGCAGUUGCCAUAUAAUAUUUUUGCAAAGUCCAUAAGUGAAGCAGCUGGGUUUUCGUUUUUUAAUCACCAACCCGUCAUUGGAGUUCUUCCCCAGCCUUGUUCUUCUGGGAACAGAGUAUUGAUUGCAUAUGAGAAUGGGUUGAUCAUUCUUUGGGAUGUUUCUGAAGCUCAGAUUAUUGUUGCUAAGGGUGAUAAGAAUCUUCAGUUGAACAAUAGAGCUGUUGAUUCUCCAAGUGAAGCGGAUAGUAAUCUGCCAGACGAUGCAUCUGAACAACAUCUAGAAGAGAAAGAGAUCAGUGCUCUUUGUUGGGCUUCUUCUGAUGGGUCUAUUCUUGCUGUGGGAUAUAUAGAUGGAGAUAUUUUGUUUUGGAACCUAUCAAGUGCAGCCUCUACUAAAGGCCAACAAACUGGAUCUUUAGGCAAUAAUGUUGUUAAGCUCCAACUAUCAUCUGCUGAAAGGAGACUCCCUAUCAUUGUCUUGCACUGGUCCACAAGUAAUAAACCCCAUAAUGAUUGUGAUGGCCUUCUUUUUAUUUAUGGUGGUGAUGCAAUAGGAUCUGAAGAAGUUCUGACGAUUUUGAGUCUUGAAUGGUCAUCUGGAGUGGAGACUUUAAGAUGUGCUGGACGUGUGGAGCUUACACUUGUUGGCUCAUUUGCAGACAUGAUUUUGUUACCAACUGCUGGGGCUACAGGGAUUAAUCAGAAUGCUUCUCUAUUUGUAUUGACAAACCCUGGACAACUGCAUUUUUAUGAUGAUGCUAGCUUGUCUGCCUUAAUAUCUCAGCAAGAAAGGAAAUCAUCUCUCUCUGCUGUGGAAUUUCCUGCUGCUGUACCUACAUCUGAUCCACAUAUGACUGUGGCAAAGCUCAGUUUUCUACACACAGGUGGAAACUCAUCAAAGGCUUUGUCAGAGAUAGCAUCAGUUAUGAAACAUGUCUCAACACCAACCCUGACUGGACGUGCAAAGUGGCCAUUGACUGGUGGUGUGCCUAGUCAAUUAUCUUUUGCUGAGGGCAAAAGGGUGGAGAGAGUGUAUGUAGCAGGUUAUCAAGAUGGGUCUGUUCGGAUAUGGGAUGCCACAUACCCCGUCCUGUCACUAAUUUGUGUUUUAGAAGGCGAGGUACAGGGUAUAAAAGUGGCUGGUUCAAGUGCCUCAGUGUCAAAAUUGGACUUUUGCCACUUAACAUUAAGCUUGGCUGUUGGCAAUGCUUGUGGUCUGGUUCGUGUUUAUGACCUAAAUGACAAUUCAGAUAAGACAAGCUUCCACUUUGUUACAGAAAGUAAUCAAGAAGUUCAUGUCUUGCCUCAACAGAAAGGGCCUCAGUGUAGAGCUGCCUUUUGUCUUCUCAAUUCCCCAAUUCAGGCACUAAAAUAUACAAACAAGGGAGGCAAGCUUGCAGUAGGAUUUGAAUGUGGUCAUGUUGCAGUGCUUGAUAUGAAUUCACUAUCAGUCCUGUUAUCAAUGGACUGCAUAUCUGGCUCUAGCUCUCCAGUCAUUUCAAUUAUUUGGAAAGCCAUUACAAACAAUCAUACCCUUGUGAAAAGCCCUAAGCACUCUGAAUCAGAAAUUUCUAAUGAUCCUCCAAAAGAAUUAAUGUUCAUCUUGACCAAGGAUUCAAAGGUUGUUGUUAUUGAUGGUAGUACUGGUAACAUGAUCAACUCUGGGCCAAUGCACUUGAAAAAAGAAUCAACUGCGAUUUCCAUGUAUGUUAUAGAGGACAAUGUUCCAGUAUCUGGAUCAUCAAAUGAAAAGCAGCUACAAUCAUCCAAUGAGGCUCCUACCAAGAAUGAGCCUGUGCAAGACACUGUUCCAGUUGGAAUUAACUCCCCUGGCUCCUCUUCAGAAACUAUGUAUUCUGGGGCAAGAUUAUUGGAUUCACAUGUUUUGCUAUGUUGUGAAAAUGCACUGCGAUUAUACCCUACAAAAUCUGUGAUUCAAGGGGACAAUAAACCCAUUUGUAAAGUGGAACUUGCAAAACCUUGUUGUUGGACUACAAUCUUCAAGAAAGAUGAGAAAGUUUAUGGACUGAUGUUACUUUAUCAGACUGGAGCAAUUGAAAUCAGAUCUUUGCCAGAUCUAGAAGUGGUCAGUGAAAGCUCCUUGAUGUCAAUUUUGAGGUGGGCCUUCAAGGCAAACAUGGACAAGACAAUCAGUUCUUCUCAUGAUGGGCAGAUUGCACUGGCAAAUGGGUGUGAGUUGGCUUUUAUCUCUCUAUUAGCAGGUGAAAAUGGUUUCAGGAUUCCGGAAUCUUUUCCUUGUCUCCAUGAUAAAGUUCUUGCAGCUGCUGCAGAUGCUGCCAUCGGUCUCUCUUCAAACCAGAAGAAAAAGCAGGGAACUGCUCCUGGGGUUCUGAGUGGUAUUGUUAAAGGCUUUAAAGGAGGAAAGGUGAUCCAUAAUGUGGAUCUUUCUGCAUCUGCUAAGUCUAAUUUUGCACACUUAGAGGACAUAUUUUUGAGGAGUCCAUUCCCAGACCCAUCUCCAACUGCUACGGAUAAUCAGGAAGUUGUGGAGCUUAACAUAGAUGAAAUUGAAAUAGAUGAUGAACCUUUACCUGUGGCAUCUACCUCUUCCCGAAAAGUGAAAAAUCAUAAGAAAGAGAAGGGAACUGAAAGAGAGAGAUUAUUUCAAGGCACAACUGCUGAUAUUGAGCCCAGAAUGAGAACACGUGAAGAAAUUAUAGCUAAAUACAGAAAAACAGGAGAUGCCUCUUCAGUGGCUGCACAUGCAAGAGACAAGCUUGUGGAGCGGCAGGAAAAACUAGAGAGAAUUAGUAAGCGCACCGAAGAGCUACAAAGUGGAGCAGAAGACUUUGCAUCAUUGGCAAACGAGCUUGUCAAGGCAAUGGAAGGGCGAAAAUGGUAUCAGAUAUGAAAGCGGGUUGGCAUAUUCUGCGUGGGCUUAUGGUUCAUGGUAUAGUGUAAUUUGUUCUGUCUUGGGGUCAAGAGGGGAUUCCUUGGGUUACCUCAUGAUUUAUGUUCCUGUGGAUCACGGAUGAUGAAAUCCACUCCAGGAUGCUGUACAGAUCAACCAGCUGCAGAUCCUUGUAAUUGGAUGUGUUUUAGGUACAUCAUGUUACUGGAAUGUCAUGCCACUGGGACAUUAGGCUGAUAUCCACAUUUCGAUUGUUUGCCCUGCCAAAUUAUUGAUAUUAUGAGGUGUGCCAUUUUCCUUUUUACUCCUAUUUUGCCGCUGCAGCGGUGUAUUUAUGUACCUGAUUUUUUGCCAAUAUGCAAGAGAAAAAGGGUUUUAAACUUUGCAGUUC
Molecule: messenger RNA, 3935 nt
Organism: Vitis riparia (riverbank grape)
Lineage: Eukaryota; Viridiplantae; Streptophyta; Magnoliopsida; Vitales; Vitaceae
Product: lethal(2) giant larvae protein homolog 1-like
Exons: 24
Coding region: 161-3544 (1127 amino acids)
Biological process (GO): regulation of exocytosis
Cellular component (GO): cytoplasm; plasma membrane
Molecular function (GO): syntaxin binding; myosin II binding; GTPase activator activity
Source: RefSeq, a predicted model, not a curated record